Molecule: messenger RNA, 453 nt
Organism: Argiope bruennichi
Lineage: Eukaryota; Metazoa; Arthropoda; Arachnida; Araneae; Araneidae
Product: fungal protease inhibitor-1-like
Exons: 3
Coding region: 97-417 (106 amino acids)
Source: RefSeq, a predicted model, not a curated record
UCAGCCGGCAGCGCCACUUUUGCCCAUUAUUUAAGUUAUCCUUUCUUUUAUGAAUUGAUUCUCUGUCGUCUAAAUGGUUGCUUCACCGAUUUCAGAAUGAAUCAGAUUCUUUUUUUGCUUCUGAUUUCAAUUGUUUCAGCAGAAGCCCUAAUUACUUGUUAUCCAGGAAUAUGCAACGGUGUAAAAUGUCAGGACGUAGAAUGUACGGAAUGUGAAACGUACGUCGAAAAUGGUGGAUUCUGCGGAUGUUGUCCAGAAUGUAUCACAUAUUUAGAUGAAGGAGAUCAAUGCCCAGUUACACGUUUUGUAGGAGGUCCACCACCAACAGUAAAGUGUAAAGACGGUCUAAUUUGCCAAGAAAAUGAGGAAAAUGUCUACGUAUGCACUCGUCCUCGUCCUCGCACUUGCAAUAAUUAAUAUAAACAGUUUUGGGUGUAAAUAAACACUUCAAUA